Molecule: messenger RNA, 2857 nt
Organism: Spodoptera frugiperda (fall armyworm)
Lineage: Eukaryota; Metazoa; Arthropoda; Insecta; Lepidoptera; Noctuidae
Gene: IPIP
Product: sesquipedalian-1
Exons: 4
Coding region: 235-930 (231 amino acids)
Biological process (GO): retrograde transport, endosome to Golgi; receptor recycling; endosome organization
Cellular component (GO): early endosome; trans-Golgi network; recycling endosome
Source: RefSeq, a predicted model, not a curated record
GAAAUUGACAUGACAUGACAUUGUCAUUGAUAUUUUGAAGAUCGUAAUUUUGGAAAGGGUGUUUUCUUUUCACGAUUUUUGAGUAAAUAAAACAUUUCUUGCAAAUUAGAUAUGCUUAUAUGUGAGCAACAUAUAUCUCUAGCUUGUUUUAGUGGAAACUGAGGUGCUAAACGUGACAAAGAGCUCACAGUUGCUACUUUUGUAUGAUCCUAGUGUUUGUAUGAAUAUUUAUAAAUGACAAUGAAAAUAAACGAAAAGAAUUUGUGCGCUUUCGCGUCGUCUGCGACGCCGGUGGACCGCGACGGAUGGCUGGACAUGCGAGGCGAAGUCGGGAAAAGUUACCAGAAGCGAUGGUUCGUGUUGAAAGGCAAUCUUCUAUUCUACUUCGACAAGAAAGGGGACAAGGAACCUGUCGGCGUGAUCAUUCUGGAAGGGUGUACCAUAGAGUUAACGGAAGAAGAAGCAUACAGUUUCAAGAUAUCAUUCCAGUGUGAGGGUGGGCGCACUUACUACUUGUGCACCAACUCGCAGGCCUCCAUGGAGGCUUGGAUGAAAGCCCUCGCCUGCGCCAGUUACGACUAUAUGAAGCUCAUGGUAUCUGAUCUGCAGAGGCAGUUGGAUGAGGCACAAGCGGAAGCAGCAGCUGAAGCAGCACUGGUAACAAUAACGCCUCCAGAAGAGGAACCCAAAGUACCUCCGAGAGGGCAGAGGUACAACCCUUUCAACAGAGUCCCGGAUGGAGAGAGUAAAGCUGUACAGGGCAGUAGACAUCACAAAGAGAACCUAAGACCGGACAUGCCUCGCAAAAGGGUCCCGUUCCGUGACAUCCACACAGCCUACGGACGUAAAAUACUAGCAGACAGAAGCGAAUGGCGGGCCAAACUGAGCAAACAGAAAGAGGAUACCUCGAAACCUUUAAUACAGUUUUAAUAAGGUACAAUUUCGUUUAGCAAUUUUAUAAAGACGAGCAAUAUGAUUAAAGAGGUUCUCUGCCUAUCACUUAGUGAGAUAGAGGCGUAAUGUUAUACUAUUGUUGUUCCAAAAGCUUUGGUUAUUAUAGAAGUACUUACGCUUAUUUAGUUUUACUUUUAAAUUAGCAAUGUCUGCUUUUAAGUUGCUUUGUAUUUGAAAAUAGUGUCUGAUGUGAGGAAUGUGAAUUUGCAAUUUUAUUUAAAACAAGAGAUAUGAAAUAGAAACGUUCCUGACCAACCCAUUUAGUGUAAAAUGAAGUACAGUAAUAUUAAUCUCACUGCUAUUCAAAAUUCAAAUCUAUAUCAUUAUGAUUUAUGUUGAUUUUUCUUUCUAUCUGUGACCAUCUUAAUAUAUCACCAAUGAUAACACUUCCAAAAGAGAAUUUAAAAAAUAAUACAAUGAAACCACAGUAGUCUCCUAUAAAAAUGUGAUUAUUAUCGUAAUUAAAAAUAAAAUGUAAUGUUAGUACACCUCUCUUCCUACCGUAUCGAUAGAGGAAAGACAGGCGUGAUGUUAAUUAUUAUAAUAGAUGCAUAGUCAGUAUUACCAUGAACAAAUAUUUUGUAGUUUUGUCACUUAGUCCUAAUAUAAUGUAUAGAGGAUACUGAGGAGUUCUUCCAUUAAAAUAAACUUCAUUUGACUUUUUUAUUUUACUGAAGUUCUUUGGGCGAAGCGUCGUGUGUAAUUUGUAAUUGGAUUACUGAAAUCUGAAGCCUAUAAUGACAUUGAUAUUCAAUCUAUACAAGUGCUUCGGUCAAGGUUAUAUUUUCUGGUAAUUCUAACCUUGAGCUAUUUUAUUUUUAUUUAUACAGUAUAUAGGGUGACUGGUAAUUAUUUAAGGAUAGGUAUUUACUUUCCCAAAGAAACUGUUUUUGUAAGUACUCAUUAAUUUUAUUUUUAUCACAGUAACAAAAAAACUAAAUUACGCGCGCGUGAUUUCAGCAAUGCCGGCGCCUCGCUGCUAACAGCUUUACUCUUUGGAAAAGUUGUUUGUAAUCAUGAGUAGAAUUACGUGUUUAAAUAUCCUUCACUAAUUACCAGUCACCCUAUAUACUGUGUGCAUAUCUUCACCUUAUCAUGAAAUUAAAUGCUUGAUGUUAUGUUAAAAAAUAAAUACAGAAUUGUAUAAAAAUUGUAAGUAUUAUUAAAUAAUUCAAUUCUCUGAUCUUUUCUGCUACUUUCACAUACUUCUGCCAAUUAAUAUUCGACUAAAAUCAACGAUUUGUGACGGACCAUUAAUAGAAUAUAAAAAAAGAAAAUAUUUUUGUAUGUAAACUAUGUAACACUAUAUAAGUCCGUGUUAAGAGCCCUGCCCGAUUCUAGAGUCGGACAUAGUUUUUAUAAUAAAUAAGUAUUAUUGCAUUCACUAUUGAAAAUUGCCCAGCAGAUGUUUAAGAACAAGUUAUUAUAAAUUUUAUUUAUUUUUAAAGCAAGUUUAGAAAUGUAUCUAAGUAGCUUGUAUACUGAUUUGUAAGUAAAUUAAUUAAAAUUGUCGGUAAAGACAGUGAACUAAAGGAUAAUUAUUCUUUUCGACCUUUGCGCCAUGCACAACGAAAUCUUGCCAAGUGUGCUCCAUUCAUUUGCUUUCCCAUGAUUCACGGUAAUGACAUGGCGGUCAAACACGUAAACUAAUAGGCAAAGACUUUUGUUGACCUGCCCUACAUGUUUACUGAUGUUAAAUAAACUCGUCACCUACACAAGCUGCCUGUAAUAAAUGUUGAUUAUUCAUUUAAUUAGGUUAAUUCAUUAUGUUUGUAGUAUUAUGCGCGAUAUAUCACAAUAUAGGCUAUGAUUUAUGUCUAUUGUAAAUAGCUUCGUAUGUUUAGAACUUAUGUUUCAGUUUGUAAUGAUUAUGACAAAUGAAAUAAAGCUUUAUUUUAAUAUA